CAGGGGGGGACAUUACAAACACACCAGCUGCCCUCUUAUGUGCAGGUUGUUUCACACACUUUUCUCCAUGUAGCCAUGCCUGCGACGUUGUUGUAUCAGCUAUUGGAGUGAGUUCAAACUGUAGCUCAAAUAUAAAAGUGUUGGUAACUUCUCUCUUCAAUGGCGUGAAGAGAAGUCUCUGUGGGAGCUGAGGUAACGGUACAGGACGCUAGCCUAAUGUGAGCUAACCAGCAACAGGUCGCUUGGUUGGUCAACUAGCAAACAAUAAAAAAAAACUGUCAUGGAGCGCGCGACUUUUUCGAAAUACUCCUGGAUCGACUUCGCCUUCUCUGUGGUCGGAGUGUGUACCUUCUUGGUGGACUGGGGCUCGGACGUGUGGGUGGCCACCGAGCUUUACAGCCGCGGGGACGUCGUCUGGUUCGGGGUGCUGGUCGGCCUCAUGGUCCUGUCGUCGGUCGUGGUCCAGACGUUCAGCUGGUUCUGGUUCAAGUAUGACCGAGAGCUGCAGGGGUUCCGCAACCAGACCGUGGGAGCGUCCGUGUUCUUCGGGGACCGAAUGACGCUCUUCUGCGUGUUGCAUGUGCUGCAGCUGGGUUUCCUUUGCAGGCACAUCUCCGCCAUACGACAGGGCUUCAGGGUUUGGUGGCGGAAAGAGGAAGGAUCGGAGUACGCCGUGUACCUGACACACGACCUCAGCAUGCUGCGGCUCAUCGAGACGUUCUGCGAGAGCGCCCCCCAGCUCACCCUGAUGAUCUACGUCAUGCUGCACAUGAACAAGGCCAGGACCGUUCAGUGUGAGUUUACUUCCACCCCACGAGAAAAGCAAACUUCCUCAGCCCGGGACAGUGUUUGUUAUCAGCGAAUCAAAGAUAGCGACCCACAUUUAGCUUGUAAAAGCACUUUUAUUUGUGUUGUGGCAAGUCGAGAAACAUCACGAAUGUGUGUUCACUUCCUCCCGGGUUGCUACGUUGAUUGUGUAACUUCUUUUCUUUUUUUGGCAGUUGUGAGCAUCGCUGCAUCGACCACUUCCAUAGCCUGGAUGGUGGUGGAUUACCACCGCUCCCUGCGCUCCUUCCUCCCGGACAAGGCCAAGCAGGGCUGGUGCUCCUCUUUAAUCUACUUCCUGUGGAACCUGCUGCUGAUCGCCCCGCGCGUGGCCGCCCUCGCCCUCUUCGCCUCGGCCCUGUCCGGGUACAUGGCUGCCCACUUCCUGAUGCUGUGGUCCGUCUUCGCGCUGUGGGCCUGGCAGCAGGGGACCAACUUCAUGGACAGCGUCGGCGGGGAGUGGCUCUACCGGGCCACCGUGGGGCUCAUCUGGUACUUCAGCUGGUUCAACGUGGCCGAGGGUCAGACCCGAAGCAGGAGCGUCAUCUACCAUUCUUUCAUCACCACCGACGGAGUGAUCCUGCUGACGACCUGGUGGUGCUACAGGGACCCCGUCCAGACAGAGUCGUACGCCCUUGCUCUGCUCAUCGCUCUACCGCUCAUCUACCUCCUGGGUCUGCUCUUCAAGGCCCUCUACUACUGCUGCUUCCACCCCAAGCUGUGGAGGCCGCCGGUGAGGGACCCAGGACUUCCCGUCGAUCAGCCCGAUGCAGACGUGUCCUUCAGAGUCUUUUCCAUCCAGGACGGCGACCUGUCCUCCCAGCUCCUCAACAGACGGAUGGCUGGCCACGCCGCUCGUUUUUACUCAAAGAAAGGAUUCAUUAGAAACUCUGACACCACAAAUGGAGCGGAGUCAUCACGUCUGUGAUGUCCGGCUUGUUGUGCGUCACAGCCAAAAGUGUACUUCCUGAUGAUGUGCUCAGUAUCUCAUGAACCAAAUUACUGGCUCAAAUACAGCAUUUCAACAAAGAAGUGGGCAACGUGGAUCAAAUCGUGUUCAUAUCAGUACAUACAGUACACCAUGCAUCAGUACACAUAUUGCAAUAGAGUGAAUUCCUGGAAAAAACCUUUGACUAAAAUAUGUUUACUAAUCCAGACACUUACAAAUAUUCCAUAAACCUGCUUGUUGAAUUACGUCACAAUGUCCUAAUACCACCAUAGAUAUUAAAGAGGACAGCUGCCACGGUUUGAACUGACUGUUAUGAUCUCACUGUGUGCAUUAUCGUAUGUAUCAGCUCUACUUGAAACUGGGGGUAAUUUGAUGCACUAAUUUGAUAACUUGAAAGUGAAUUUGAAAGCUAUUUGAUACAUUUUCUACAAAGCCAAAAGUAUUUUGUUAUCUUUACACAUGAAGUGAAAUUGUACAAAUCAUGGGGAUAACUUUUUCCAUACAUACCAUAUAGUUAUAAGGGUUUGUUGUUGCUGUUGUGUAAACGCCUUGUAUUUCCAAAAUACAAACAAAUAAAUAUAAAACAAUAUUAUAAUAUAUACAUGAGUAAAUAACACUUUAUUUGUAAUUAUCUUAAUGUAUGUAGUUCAUCUUUAAAUUUGAAGGACCAAGAUUGGAUUUCUGAGGUUUUUACAUAACGAGGGGUGUCAAAACGUGUGUGUUGUGUUUCUUUGUGUGUUGUGUUGUUGCAGCUGCUGCCACUGGGACCUAUUUGAAGGACUUUGAAUGUAGACUCGACCAUAAGGUCUGUUUUUAUCAUUUCUAUGUUCUGUUACUGUGUGAAACAGCUGUUUUACGACUCUGGACAGUUUUUUUUAUCAAGAUGGUGUGAAAUAAAUUCUUGAAAUGUCAACCAAGAAUUGUGGGUACAAUAUAUAAAAAAAAUGUCCCCUUGCGGGCUUAAUGAAGUAUCUACCUAUCUACCUAUCUAUCUAUUUUAACGACAGCAGACAUCAGUCUGGCUUCAGGUACAGAACCACUAGUGUGACUGUUGCUCAUCCAGUGUUUGUUUAGGUUGUUUAAAUGUCACACGUCUUUACUUCAGUAUCUGUGUACAAGCCGUGCUACACAUUAUUCUCGGCACUUUGUUUUCCAGCUGUCCUAAAAGUGAAUUCAAGAUGUUUUUUUUGUUUGUUUUUUCCACCUCUGUCGGUUCAUUCUUUGUUUCUGGUUUACGGUUCAAAAAGUGUUGUUGAUCCACGUCUUUGUCAACAGACUGCUGAAACCAAAAGUCAAGGUCACCGCUGGUUGUGAAUAUGUUACCUCAUUCGCCAUGUGCAAUCAAUA
Molecule: messenger RNA, 3121 nt
Organism: Anarrhichthys ocellatus (wolf-eel)
Lineage: Eukaryota; Metazoa; Chordata; Actinopteri; Perciformes; Anarhichadidae
Gene: xkr8.3
Product: XK related 8, tandem duplicate 3
Exons: 2
Coding region: 281-1753 (490 amino acids)
Biological process (GO): engulfment of apoptotic cell; phosphatidylserine exposure on apoptotic cell surface; apoptotic process involved in development
Cellular component (GO): plasma membrane
Source: RefSeq, a predicted model, not a curated record